This is a messenger RNA of Coffea arabica (coffee), 2839 nucleotides long. RefSeq names its product auxin response factor 8-like. Lineage: Eukaryota; Viridiplantae; Streptophyta; Magnoliopsida; Gentianales; Rubiaceae. Gene Ontology annotation, biological process: response to hormone; regulation of DNA-templated transcription. Gene Ontology annotation, cellular component: nucleus. The record is from RefSeq and is a predicted model, not a curated record. Gene Ontology annotation, molecular function: DNA binding.
UUGUGAGUUGACGGGGUUAAGGAGGUGUGGAAAAAUUAUGAAGCUUUCAACAUCAGGGUUGGGUCAGCAGGCUCAUGAAGGGGAGAAGAAGUGUUUGAAUUCGGAGCUAUGGCAUGCUUGUGCUGGUCCUUUGGUGUCCUUACCCACGGUGGGAAGUCGCGUGGUUUACUUUCCUCAGGGCCACAGCGAACAGGUUGCUGCCACAACUAAUAAAGAAGUUGAUGCUCACAUACCAAAUUAUCCGAGCCUGCCGGCCCAAUUGAUUUGCCAACUCCACAAUGUUACAAUGCAUGCAGACGUUGAAACUGAUGAAGUAUAUGCUCAAAUGACAUUGCAGCCCUUGACUCCGCAAGAACAAAAGGAUACAUAUCUCCCGGUUGAGCUGGGGACUCCAAGCCGGCAACCAACUAAUUAUUUCUGCAAGACAUUGACGGCUAGUGAUACAAGUACACAUGGGGGAUUCUCCGUUCCUCGUCGUGCUGCAGAGAAAGUUUUUCCUCCUCUGGAUUUCACGCAGACACCACCUGCGCAGGAGCUUAUUGCAAGGGAUCUCCAUGAUGUUGAAUGGAAGUUUAGGCACAUCUUCCGAGGGCAACCCAAGAGGCAUCUCCUUACUACUGGCUGGAGUGUGUUUGUCAGUGCCAAGAGGCUCGUUGCUGGAGAUUCUGUUCUUUUUAUUUGGAAUGAAAAAAAUCAGCUCCUGUUGGGAAUUCGGCGUGCUACUCGACCUCAAACAGUGAUGCCAUCAUCUGUUCUCUCUAGUGACAGCAUGCAUAUUGGACUGCUUGCUGCUGCUGCUCAUGCUGCGGCUACUAAUAGCUGUUUCACCAUUUUUUACAAUCCGAGGGCCAGCCCAUCCGAGUUUGUCAUACCACUUUCGAAGUAUUUUAAAGCUGUUUAUCAUACCCGUGUUUCUGUUGGGAUGCGUUUCCGUAUGCUGUUUGAAACCGAAGAAUCAAGUGUCCGCAGGUAUAUGGGUACAAUUACUGGAAUUGGUGACUUAGAUCCAGUUCGGUGGCCAAAUUCCCACUGGCGAUCUGUUAAGGUUGGCUGGGAUGAGUCAACAGCUGGUGAGAGGCAGCCAAGAGUCUCACUAUGGGAGAUUGAGCCUUUGACAACCUUUCCCAUGUAUCCAUCAUUAUUUCCGCUCAGACUGAAAAGGCCGUGGUACCCAGGAGCCUCAUCUUUUCAAGAUGCCGGUAAUGAAGCUGUUAAUGGCAUGACAUGGUUGAGAGGAGAAACUGGUGAGCAAGGACUCCAUUCCUUGAACUUUCCAUCAGUUGGUAUGCUUCCCUGGAUGCAACAGAGGAUUGAUCCAUCAAUGCUCCGAAAUGAUCUCAAUCAGCAGUAUCAGGCCAUGCUGGCUUUGCAAAAUUUUGGAAGUGGAGAUUUGCUUAAACAGCAAAUGGUGCAGUUUCAACCACCUGUCCAAUAUCUUCAACAUACUGGCAGCCAUAAUACGUUGUUGCAGCAUCAGCAAGUAAUACAGCAAGGGGUGUCUCCUCACAUACUCCCUCCACAAACCCAAAUGCUAUCAGAAAACCUGAAUAGGGCACAGGCGCAACAAGUCAACAAUCAAUCUGAAGAACAGCAACCACAUCAUCCAUUUCCGGAAGCAUAUGUGAUCCAACAUGAACAGCUCCAGCAGAGGCAAUCAUCAAAUAUACCAUCUCCAUCAUUUUCUAAAACUGACUUUGCUGAUUCAAACACUAAAUUUUCAGCAUCAAUAGCUCCUUCAAGCAUGCAAAAUGUGCUAGGCUCACUCUGUUCAGAGGGAAGUACUAGUCUUUUGAACUUCUCCAGAACGACUCAGACCAUGCUAAAUGAGCAGCCACCUCAGCAAUCCUGGGUAUCUAAAUAUUCUCAUGGACAAGUCAAUACUUGUUCGAGUGCUGCGUCACUUCCCCCAUAUCCUGGAAAAGAUGGUCCCAGUGGGCAGGAAGCUUGUGGCUUGGAUGCACAGAAUCAAGCUCUUUUUGGUGCCAACAUUGACUCUGCCGCUCUUUUACUUCCCACUACUGUCUCCAGUGUCGGUACUUCUUCAAUUGAUGCUGGUGUGUCUUCUAUGCCAUUAGGGGAUUCUGGCUUUCAGAAUCCUUUAUACGGUUUUGUGCAUGACUCUUCCGAGUUGUUGCAUGGUACAGGUCAAGAUUCACCUACACGAGCCCGCACAUUUGUCAAGGUCCACAAGUUGGGGUGUGUUGGGAGGUCAUUGGACAUCAGCCGGUUCAACAGCUAUCAUGAGCUGCGACAGGAACUCGGUCAGAUGUAUGGGAUCGAAGGGUUGCUUGAAGACCCUCAAAGAUCAGGCUGGCAGCUUGUAUUUGUCGACAGGGAGAACGAUGUGCUUCUCCUUGGAGACGACCCAUGGGAGGCAUUUGUUAAUAAUGUCUGGUAUAUCAAGAUCCUGUCUCCAGAGGAAGUGCAGAAGCUGGGAAAGCAAGAGGGUGAAUCCUUGAGUCGCAUUGCUGCUGAGAGGAUGAACAGCAGCAGUGGUGAUGGGCGAGACAUGGUCGCUAGGUUUCCUUCUUUAGGAUCACUAGAAUACUGAGAGGGAGUAAUCACUAAUCACUUGAACAGUCCUAAAAGCUCCAAAUGUUUUUGCAGUUUCUGCUUCCUUCCUUUCUAUUCAUCACACUGUCGUGUUUGUAUUUGUAGUGCUCUCUGUAUUCUGUUGUAGGAGGUAUAAUUCUCUUUUAGCCAGCGGGAAGGAUCAACAAUAUGUGAUCUGGACCCAGUUGAAAACAAGAAACUUGUGCAGACAUCCUAGAGAAUGCAGCAUUAUGUACUGAAAAGAGGAGACAAGAAAUGUAGUAGUAUUAGAAAUAUUUUCCCUCUA